Messenger RNA from Myotis lucifugus (little brown bat), 1603 nucleotides. It is a transcript of the gene UBTD1, whose product is annotated as ubiquitin domain containing 1. Gene Ontology annotation, molecular function: protein binding. Bases 234 to 890 code for a protein of 218 amino acids. NCBI's taxonomy places the organism in Eukaryota, Metazoa, Chordata, Mammalia, Chiroptera, Vespertilionidae. The record is from RefSeq and is a predicted model, not a curated record. The transcript has 4 exons.
GGAGUGCGGAGCAGUUGACCAGCCCGCCGCCGCCGGUGCAUGGGGCCUGGCUGAGGAUCCAGCAUGGGCAACUGCGUGGGGAGACAGCGCGGAGAGAGGCCGGCCGCCCCGGGACACCCCCGCAAGCGAGCAGGGGCCCUGGGCCAGAGGAAGUAUCCAAGGAGACUUCAGCCUGUGGACCCUGUCCUUCCUGAAUGCAGCCCACCACCCGGUGCUAGUUUGGGUAUGGAUGGAUGGAUCCCAUUUUUAGGCUGGAUCGGAGCCUUAGUUUUAGAGGACGCAAUGAACCCCUGAAGAAGGAGCGGCUGAAGUGGAAGAGCGACUACCCCAUGACAGACGGGCAGCUGCGGAGCAAGCGGGAUGAGUUCUGGGACACAGCACCUGCCUUCGAGGGCCGCAAGGAGAUCUGGGACGCCCUCAAGGCUGCCGCCUAUGCGGCUGAGGCCAACGACCAUGAGCUGGCUCAGGCCAUCCUGGAUGGAGCCAGCAUCACCCUGCCACAUGGCACUCUCUGUGAAUGCUACGAUGAGCUGGGCAAUCGCUACCAGCUGCCCAUCUACUGCCUGUCGCCACCCGUGAACCUGCUGCUGGAACACACUGAGGAGGAGAGUGUGGAGCCCCCAGAGCCCACACCCAGCGUCCGUCGUGAGUUCCCGCUGAAGGUGCGCCUCUCCACGGGCAAGGACGUGAGGCUCAGCGCCAGCCUGCCCGACACAGUGGGGCAGCUCAAGAGGCAGCUGCACGCCCAGGAGGGCAUCGAGCCGUCCUGGCAGCGAUGGUUCUUCUCUGGGAAGCUGCUCACAGACCGCACGCGGCUCCAGGAAACCAAGAUCCAGAAAGAUUUUGUCAUCCAGGUCAUCAUCAACCAGCCCCCACCACCCCAGGACUGAGGAGCCUACGGACCCCUGGGCAGAGAGGCCAGGGAGGGCCUCUGCGGGGCUGAGAGGCCCCCGGGCUGGAGCACCAGGCCCCUCCCUGCUGCUGCCUUCGAGUGCUGAUGUUUUCUUCAGGGGUGCCUCCCUGCUGUUUGGCUGCUGGGCGAGCCGUAAAGGGACCCUGCCUCCCAGGGCCACCGUGGGCCACCAGUGCCCAGCACCCAGGAAGCAGUGCUGCCACACAGGCCUUGCCAACCUUGUCAGAGAAAAGGAAAACUGGGGCCCCCCACCCUGCCUGUCUCCCACAGCAGGUUCGAGCCAUGAGGGCCAGCUGGAGGCCCCUGAAGCCCAGAUCUGUCAUCUGGUGCUUCCAGCUGUGCUCACUCGGUUUUCUGCUCAGGGUCUGAAGCAGCUGCUGUCUCCCUCCCCUCCCCCUACCCCCUGACUCUGCCCUGGGCACAGUGCCAGUGCCCUGGAGGGGAGGGGACUGCUCAUGAGCCCCAGGAGCUGGGAGCCUGAGGCCAACCUUUGCCUCUCCCUGCCCCCAGCACAAUUGGCAGAGAUGAGGCGGUUGGCCGGACAGCUGGGCUGCUGUGGCAGGGGUCUGCACAGGGCCAUCUCCUGGCUGUAACCCAAACAUGGGGUGCCUGCAGCCAGUCAUGGCCCCACAGCAGGUCCCUGUGUACAGACAUAUCUGCAUAUUUAUCAAUAAAGCCUUUUGCUCCUUC